This is a messenger RNA of Carassius gibelio (silver crucian carp), 4743 nucleotides long. RefSeq names its product N-alpha-acetyltransferase 25, NatB auxiliary subunit (gene naa25). The record is from RefSeq and is a predicted model, not a curated record. Bases 174 to 3020 code for a protein of 948 amino acids. Gene Ontology annotation, molecular function: protein binding; protein-N-terminal amino-acid acetyltransferase activity. Gene Ontology annotation, biological process: N-terminal peptidyl-methionine acetylation. Gene Ontology annotation, cellular component: cytoplasm; NatB complex. Lineage: Eukaryota; Metazoa; Chordata; Actinopteri; Cypriniformes; Cyprinidae. The transcript has 24 exons.
CGGCCUGUACGUUACUGAGUUUAUCAAAGGACUGCAGGAGCUGUGGAGAGCCGGUGAGGCCUGCGGAGCUGAAGCCGCGGUGUCGGUUCCGCUGCGGCGCCUGAUGACAGUGCGUCCCUACGCGGUCACACUCUGAUGUUUCAAUCGAUUACCUUGACAAUGGCAAUAACAAGAUGGCAAUCCAGCAGGCUGACAAACUGCUGAAGAAGCACAAAGAUCUUCACUGCGCAAAGGUCUUGAAGGCGAUCGGUCUGCAGCGCACAGGAAAACAGGAUGAAGCCUUCACACUCGCACAGGAAGUGGCCGUUCUCGAACCCACAGAUGACAACUCCCUGCAGGCCCUGACCAUCCUCUACAGAGAAAUGCACCGACCCGAGUUAGUGUCCAAGCUUUAUGAAGCUGCAGUCCGGAAAGUUCCAGCGAGCGAGGAGUACCACUCUCACCUCUUCAUGGCUUACGCCCGGGUCGGAGAGUACAAGAAAAUGCAGCAGGCUGGAAUGGCACUGUAUAAAAUUAUCCCCAAAAACCCUUAUUACUUUUGGUCGGUUAUGAGCUUGGUGAUGCAGGCCAUCUCCGCACGAGACGAGAAGCUCUCUCAGACCAUGUUCCUGCCGCUGGCUGAGCGUAUGGUGGAAAAAAUGGUAAAGGAGGAGAAAAUCGAGGCAGAAGCUGAGGUCCAGCUGUACUUCAUGAUCUUGGAGCGUUUGGGGAAAUAUGUGGAGGCGCUGGAGGUGGUUCAGGGGCCACUUGGAGAGAAGCUGACCAGUGAACUGCAGAGUCGUGAGAACAAAUGCAUGAUGAUGUACCGCCGUCUGGAGCGCUGGGCCGAGUGCAACGCACUGUCCUGCAAGCUGCUCCUAAAAAACCCUGAUGACUGGCAGUUCUACUUAUUGUACUUUGACUCUUUGUUCCACCUCAUUGAUCAGAGCUGGACGCCUCCACAUGAAGGAGCUCAUUCUGCAGAAGGAGAGGUGCAUGCCUCCAUAUCCCAGGCCCUCAGCUUCAUGGAGGACCGAAUAGCCACAGAAGAAGCGAAGGAGUCCAAGCAUCUUAGAGGGCCGUACCUGGCCCGUCUGGAGCUCAUCAGACGGCUCCGGGAGCGCAGCUGUCCUGAAGCACAGCAGCUAGGUGAACCUCUUGAACUCAUGUUCCAGUUCUUUGUCAAGUUUGGAGACAAGCCAUGUUGCAUCACCGACUUGACGAUCUUUCUGGAUCUUCUUGCACCUGACCAAUAUGUGCAGUUCAUCAACAGGCUAAUGGAGGCCGUGCCUCUGUGCGCUCCGGGAGAGGAUGGUGUUGCUCUUCCAGGAGACACUCGAGCUCUUCAGAGACAUCUGUGUGUGACCCAGCUGAGCCGCAGUCUGGGUCAGCAGCACGCGCUCAACACCGAGGGCAAACUGAGCCUCAUCAAACAACUGAAGGCACAUUACCAGCACGGCUUACAGUUCGGGAAGUCGUGUUUAAAAACCGAGCUCCAGUUCUCUGAUAUGUACUGUCUGAUGGCGGCUCAUGUCUUUAUAGACCUGUGGCUGGAGACGGGUGAUCAGAACGUGUUGUGGCAGUGUCUGGGGCUGUUAGAGGAAGGUCUCUCCCACAGUUCCUCUAACGCUCAGUUCAAACUGCUGCUUUUGCUUCUGUACUGUCGUCUGGGGGCUUUUGAGCCGGUGGUAGAUCUUUACUCCAGUCUGGACGCCAAACACGUCCAGCACGACACCAUAGGGUACUUAUUAACCCGCUAUGCAGAGUCUUUGGGUCAGUUUGCUGCUGCUUCCCAGUCUUGUAACUUCUCCCUCAGGUUUUUUCACUCGAACCAGAAAGAUACCUCAGAAUACAUUAUUCAAGCAUACAAGUACGGUGCUUUUGAGAAAAUCCCAGAGUUCAUCGCCUUCAGGAACAGACUCAAUCACUCGCUGCACUUUGCCCAGGUGCGCACGGAGCGGAUGCUGCUGGACCUCUUCCUGGAAGCCGACAUAUCGUCGUCUCUAGAGGAGAGUGUAAAAUCCAUGUCUCUCUGUCCGGAAGAGGAUGACAUCCCGUGGGACAGUUUAAGGGACAACCGUGACCUGACUGUCCUCGUGAGCUGGGACCCUAAGGACCGGCAGCUGAACGAUGAGCACAAGCAGCGCUCUCUAGAGGAAGACACCCUGUGGCUGAGGUUGAGGUCGCUCACGCUGCGUCUGAUUGGCUGCGUCUCUGCGCUCGCUCAUCCGCCGGCGUCACGCAACUCUGAGAAGACGACUGAAAAUGGAGUGACGGCCAAACCGUCUUCUCUACAGUCGCUGCUCUCUCAGCUAGAAAACACACUAAACCAGGCCACGCAGUUCACGGAAAAACAACCGCAGCAUCAGUACCCGUUCGUGGGUCCCGUGGCGUCUCGUCUGGCUCAGGCUCUGUCCAGCGGCUGCUGUCAGUGUCAGCUCUCCUCUCUACAGAUCCCUCUGCACCUCCAGGAGCUCGAGGCCACCGGCCUGGAUGAAUCCGCAGAGCUUCAGACACAGAUUUCUAAUCUUUUCAAAUCCUUAGCAGUACAACUUCAAGACAUGUUGGAAAAAUGUAAAGGAGAUUUAUUAGAAGUCAAAGACAGUCAAAGCAAGCCGCAACCAUUUUUACUGGAGAAUCACGUCUACUUAGUUGAAACUGUUUGCAUCGUCUUAUGGGUGUCUAAUUACUGUGGAAGUGUCCUCCGACCCUUGAAGUCCAGUUUACAGAAGAAGAAGAAGAAGAAGAAGAAAGAAGCCAGCACUGUAACGCCUCCGGUGCUCUCGGCCUAUCAGGAGUUCAGCAGCAGCUUGCAGAGUCUCCUCAAUCAGGCGCUGGAGCACAUCAAGAGCCAAGAGAUCAGUCUGACGGCGCUGAAGCUGGGAGCCCUCAGUCUGGAGGGACAAACCCUGUCUGAGGCGGAAGCGACCUUCACAAAGACGGCCAUGGAAAAGGUUCAGAGCAGCUACCUGCGCUCGCUGCAGGAGAUCGGGGAACUGUUGAAGAAGAGAGCGGACACGUUAAAAUCCCUCAAAAUCUGAGCGCGCCCUCGAUCCGGUCCUCGGCCCCUAACGCAUCCUCCCGUCUCAGUCUGUGAACUCCGCUGGUCUCGUCUCCUUUUCCUAUUUAUCCGUCUCAUUACAACGGCUUCAGCACAGACAUCAACGGUGCUCUGCACAGCACUUUUAAGUGGAAACGUAACCUUCAUGUCCCUAGCCAAAACUACAUAGGCAAAUGAAAACAAGCAAUUUUAGAAGUACUGCUAUAAAUUAUUGUACAUAGUGUGAAGAGAGAAGGAAUAUCAACGAGAACUCCUUGGCAAAUUAAAGUGAACUACUUUUGUCUUUUGUGUCGAUGUCUUGCGUUAUUGUCUCUGACUUCCCAGUUGUAAAACUUGCGAUCGACGGUUCGUUUGCAGACGAUUCUCCAAAGCAAAACGGGCCCGAACAAGUAGCCGACUUCCAGACUGACACCGUUUACGAUGCACAACCAGCCAAGAGCUACGCUUAGUCCCGAGGAGAUUUUGCGCAAAUUUUUGACAAGGUGGUGCGAGCAUCCAGAUGCUUCUUCGUAUGUUACAAAUGACUUUACUUGAGCCACUUUUAGCCUUCCCGUCUGUUUGAUUGGAAUCGCCAUCGUAUGAAACCAAUCGCAUUGAGUUCUGCUUGGGGCAAGUUUGUUAACGUGAUGGUUAAAGACGUUUAUUCAAUCAUGUUUAGUCAUUAAUUUUUAUGCUUCAAAUGAUUUGAUUGGUUGUUUACUUCAAAAAAUUGUGAUUGCACUGAUGAUGAGGGUUUUAUAAUUGUUGCAUACCGAAAAUUAGCCUUGCAUUAAAGGGAUAGUUCACCCCAAAUUGAGUCAUUUACUCACUCGUGUCAUUCCAAACCCAUAAAUUCGUUCAUCUUCACAACAAAAAUAAUUGUUUUAAUCCAUUCUGAGAUAUUUCUGAUCCUGAAAGUCUUUUCAUCCAAAACACAGAUGCUUUAAAACAUUCAUUUUUUAAUAAUUUUUUUGUUCAUAUGAAUCGAGCAUUUUAAUGCAAGUUUUCUGAAUAGACAGGAUUGUUUUAUAUGAUGAUGCACGAGAACGAAUCUCAUUGGUUUGUUCUCGUGCAUCCAAAUGUAAACAAUGUUUUUGUGAAUAAAAGCCUAAAAUAAAACCGUUAAUCUUCAGGAGAUUUGGAAUAAACUCGUUCAACGGAUUUAUUUUCACGAACGUUUUGUCUGAAUAGGAAAGAAACAGCUCGGCUUUGGUUUAAAAACAUUUCUUACACGUUUGGAAUAACGUAGGGGUAACUUUAAAUCAUUUUGGGGUGAAAUAACUCUUCAGAGUCGAAGAAAGGUUUGUAUACGACUGAUUUGUCGAUGUCUACCGGGAAGUGCAACUUGUUUACAAUAUUUCCGAGCUCCAGUAUGAAUCAUGUAAUGUUUCUAGCGUGUGUUAGACGGUGUGCUGAAAUCUACGAGUUUUAGACCUGCACUGGGAGGGUGGAAAGAUGCUUUUCUCUUUUUUAUUGUUAUUUUGAUCCAACACGACGGGAUGCAGGCUCUACUUGUGUGGUUCCAGGACUGAAGGGCUUCUUGCACGUCUUGACCGUCACAAAGCUGGAGGACGACGCGCGCGUCUGGACCGAGGAGGUCGUUUGGAGAUGAUCAAGAGGUGAUGGGAGACUGAUGAAAUCGUUUAUUAGGGAAAUUGAGAAAAUACAAACAAAAACACUGGAAUGUGAAAAGGACUUUUUAAAUAAAAAGUAAAUGUUCCACA